AAAAAAAUAUCUACAUCCAGCGAUUUUUUGGAGUAGAUAUUUCUUUGUUUGUGAUUUGUACAACGUAUAACUUUGUGUUUUUUCAGGUUUAGAAAAUAUUAUUCUGCUUAACCAAAACAAACGAAAUGAGCAAUUCGACAACUGCGGCGCCACCUACCGGAGUCUCAAUGCGACGGAUAGCGAUACUAGGUGUCGUAACAACAACAGCAACAUUGAUAGCAGCUUAUCUGGUCGGAGCGCUUUUGUUUUACGAACUAAGAUUUAAAGAAUCCGCGAUACGGCGCAAGAGAGGCGGACAGGAGAAAUAUGGCCACUUGAUGCGCAAGAGCACAAUAGCAGCGGCAACUUUCGGGAUGUUGACAUUUCUAUCCCAAACCUUUCAAAUCUUCCUAGACCUCCAAAAUGACGUCAUGUUUUGUGACGUAUUGGUGAAAAUCGACUUCACUCUGACUAACUUCAUUUUCAUCUCUGUCUACGCGCUGCUGUGGUUACGUCAGAGGUCAAUAUACGUCAGCGCUAGCACACGUCAUCUUACUACGUCAUGCACACGUAGCUUAAGCGUGGUAACAUUGGUGGUAAUGUUCGCGAUAGCCAUUAUCAACCCAGCGGUCUUCGAUGCCACACAAUGGUUCAAACGAACAAGGUUUGGAUGCAAGCUGGAAACCUCAGCCUUCCCCGACCAAUACCAUUGGGCAGCUUUAGCCAUCACAACUUUAAUCUUCCACGCUGUGCUUCUUGCUUUAUUCGUACACCCUCUUGUGCGCCAUCGCGCGGGCAUGAAAUCUCGUUCCAAAAUAGUCAGCAAGAAAGCCCAAGAUAUCAUGCAAGUUAUCAAGCGAGCAUUCUACUUGGCCCUCGUGUGCGUCAUCUCUGACGUCAUAGUCGUGGUUGUCAAGGUAGCGGUUGUCACGGAGAUUGACGUCAUACCUCAAAUCGUAGCUGACGUCAACCUAUUGUUAAACAUCUGUUGCGUCAUAGCUACGUUUAUCGAUUGGAGGGAAAGGGUUUUCCCUUGCAUCGAGAUUGGGUCGACUACGUCAUCAGAUAUGACGUCACGCCGUGAUGACGUCACAUACUCGGGAACAAAGCUGAUGACAGUGUCGGCACGUGAAGGGCAGGUUGAACAAACAACAGUGACGUCGAUACACGAGAAUUGAACAUUAUGACGUCACAAACAUUAUGACAUCACAAAGUUACUUAUUAUACACGAAUGCUUGCGUAUUAUGACAUAACAAUGUAUUCGGAUAUCGCAGUUAUUGUAACCCUGCUUGGGGAUUUCCGCUGCUGAGCUUGAAAUAUGUUUUCUAUGUUAAAAUAAACAGAAACACCGAUCAAGCGAG
Molecule: messenger RNA, 1340 nt
Organism: Ciona intestinalis (vase tunicate)
Lineage: Eukaryota; Metazoa; Chordata; Ascidiacea; Phlebobranchia; Cionidae
Source: RefSeq, a predicted model, not a curated record